AUGGUCGCCGAUCAUGCGGGUUAUGAGUUUGACAUCUGCUACACGUCUGUGCUGAAGCGUGCCAUCAGGACCCUGUGGCUGGUGCUGGACAGCAUCGAUCAGAUGUGGCUGCCCGUGCAUCGCACCUGGCGUCUGAACGAGCGCCACUACGGCGGCCUGACGGGCCUCAACAAAGCCGAGACAGCGGCCAAACACGGCGAGGCGCAGGUGAAGAUCUGGAGACGCUCCUACGACACCCCACCUCCACCCAUGGACCCCGAGCACGACUUCUACUCCGCCAUCAGCAAGGACCGUCGCUACGGCGACCUGACAGAGGACCAGCUGCCCUCGUGCGAGAGCCUGAAGGACACUAUCGCUCGAGCGCUGCCGUUCUGGAACGAGGAAAUCGUUCCUCAGAUCAAGGAGGGCAAGAGGGUCCUCAUCGCCGCUCACGGCAACAGCCUGCGAGGAAUCGUCAAACACCUGGAGGGUAUGUCAGAGGAGGCGAUUAUGGAGCUGAAUCUGCCCACAGGAAUCCCCGUCCUUUAUGAGCUGGACAAGAACCUGAAGCCCGUGAAGCCCAUGCAGUUCCUGGGGGAUGAAGAGACGGUCCGCAAAGCCAUGGAGGCCGUCGCCGCUCAGGGCAAAGCCAAGAAGUAGACCUCAAUUCACACAAUCCUCCUCAAAAACGCAAUCAGUGUUUGACCAUGAGCCUAGAACCAAACCACUGACCAAUAAUUCAUUUCCUAAUGCUCUGAAUCGGGACCAUCCUUAUAAUAAAAUUCAAUUGAAACUG
This is a messenger RNA of Sinocyclocheilus rhinocerous, 775 nucleotides long. Its product is annotated as phosphoglycerate mutase 1-like. Bases 1 to 639 code for a protein of 212 amino acids. Gene Ontology annotation, biological process: glycolytic process. Lineage: Eukaryota; Metazoa; Chordata; Actinopteri; Cypriniformes; Cyprinidae. The record is from RefSeq and is a predicted model, not a curated record. The transcript is spliced from 4 exons. Gene Ontology annotation, molecular function: intramolecular phosphotransferase activity.